This is a messenger RNA of Rhodotorula toruloides NP11, 312 nucleotides long. RefSeq names its product antibiotic biosynthesis monooxygenase. Lineage: Eukaryota; Fungi; Basidiomycota; Microbotryomycetes; Sporidiobolales; Sporidiobolaceae. The transcript is spliced from 3 exons. The record is from RefSeq and is a predicted model, not a curated record. The coding region runs from base 1 to 312 and encodes 103 amino acids.
AUGGCCAGCCAACCACCCAAGUCAGGAAUCACCGUCGUCUUCGCACGCGCCGUCGCAAAGCCAGGCAAGGGCGACGAACUCGAGAACCUCCUCCAGCACGCCGUCGCAUCCGCAAACAGCGACAAGGAACCGUUCACGCUCGACUACCGCUGCGCCAGGCAUGGAGACGAGUUCCGCCUCUUUGAGCGGUACAACCAAGACAUUGGCGGCAUCGACGCACACAAGUCGCAACCCGCCUUCCAGAACCUCGUCAAGUCGGGAUUGGUCGCAGACAUCGAGAUCAAGUUCUACAACGAGAUCCCCAAGCUUUAG